Messenger RNA from Nicotiana tabacum (common tobacco), 553 nucleotides. The record is from RefSeq and is a predicted model, not a curated record. Lineage: Eukaryota; Viridiplantae; Streptophyta; Magnoliopsida; Solanales; Solanaceae.
AUGGUGAUUGAUGUGUAUGUUGAUGGUAUUCUAGUUGCUGGGGACGAUUUGACUGAAAUUGACAACCUUAAACAUUUUUUGGAUACUGCAUUUAAGAUUAAGGACCUUGGAGAAAUUCAUUAUUUUCUUGGUUUGGAAAUUACUAAAGAGCAUUCUGGUUUUCUCAUUAGUCAACAUAAGUUCAUUAUGGAUAUGCUGUCUGAAUUUCACUGUUCUGAUGUCUCCUCUGUGGUGGCUCCCCUUGAUCCACAUGUGAAAUUGUCUGCUGAAUUGGGUGAUCUUUUGUGUGAUCCUUCUAUGUACAGAAGACUUGUGGGGAAACUCAAUUAUCUUCAACAUACUAGACCUGAUUUGUCUUACGCUAUUCAACAUUUAAGUCAGUUUAUGUCAGCACCCAAAGUUCCUCAUUUAGAUGUUGUUUUGCAUGUUCUUAGAUACUUGGCUGGUACUUCUUGCUUAGGUUUGCGUCUUUCUGCUAUUUCUGAUUUUUCACUUCAAGUGUUUCUACUGUGGAUGAACAGUGAAUCUACUGUUGAGUGGGUCCUGGCGGCUG